GGAGUCUGUCUUGUCCAGAACAAGGAAUGGCGAGAAGAUGCUAAGUCUGUCGUUGUCGUCAACUCUGUGAAUUUGGACUUUGGCUUCUCACAAUCGAACCAUUUCAUAAGAAAGGAUUUAAAAUAUGCAUAAGGAUGAAAGUUUAACAGAUAUACCAGUCGUCGUUAUCAAAGAAGUGUCUGAGCCUCCAGAAGAAGCUAUGGGGAAGUUAGAGGAUAACAAAGACGAGGAAGCGUAUCAGGAUUUUGUAACGACCUUUUUAGACAAAUUAUGCGAAAAUUGCAAGAAGAUGAGAGAGCAGAUCAUCAUUAAAGCAAAGUGUGCAGGAGUUUUACCAGAUGAAAACCUUGAUGUUGAAAACUUUGUCUCAGAGUCCCUUGUAGCACUUAUUCCUGAAGCACAAAGAAAAGUAAUCGACAACAUUCGACGACGAACUAUGAGUGACAUUGAUUGGCAAGAGCUAUCGAUGUUCAACCCAGCAAGUCAACUUCUGUGCUUUGAAGAAAACUGCAGCUGCAUGCCUGAUAAUUCAUGGACAGAAUAUACAAAGCACAAAAUUGCAAAAGCUUUAAAAGAAGGCCAUGAAGAACUUGUUGUGGCAUUCAGAGCCAUGGAAAAUGAUAUGCAGAUUGCUGCAGAACAAGCAGGGAAAUGUAUCAAAUGUGUUUUGAACACAGGGUGGAAUGUUGUUUCUCACUGGGAGUUACCAGACUGGCUGAGAGAUAAUGAAUUUCUUUCCCAUGGUCAUAGACCGCAACUGCCAUCAUUUAAGCAGUGCUUCAGCAGCAUGUUCAGGUUGCAUACUGAAACUGGAAACAUUUGGACACAUCUUAUUGGGCUGGUGCUUUUCCUCCUGGCUAUGUUUGCAAUAUUUGCGCGACCUCUUAUUUCACUCUCAUUCAAAUUUCCAAGUGGCUGGGCAGAGUACCUUGUAUUUGGGGCCUUCUUUCUUGGAGCAAUUUUAUGCUUAAUGUUUUCAUGGUUAUUUCACACCGUGUACUGUCAUUCUGUCAAGGUUCAUUCUGUGUUUAGCAAACUUGAUUACUCUGGGAUUGCUUUUCUUAUUAUGGGCUCUUUCGUGCCAUGUUUAUACUAUGGCUUCUACUGCAGACAGCUCACACAAAUUGGUUACUUGAUUUCUGUGUUUGUAUUGGGAACACUUUGCAUCAUAGUGUCAUUAUGGGAUAAAUUUGGCACUCCAAAAUUCAGGCCUCUUCGAGCAGGUCUGUUCCUUUGCCUUGGUUGCUCUGGUGUUGUUCCAUCCAUUCAUAUGGUUAUAAGUCUUGGAUUCACCAGAGGUGUAGAACAAGGAGCCCUUGGAUGGCUUGUGCUUAUGGGUGCCUUGUACAUAAUUGGUGCUCUUAUGUACGCAUUUAGAGUCCCAGAGAGGUUUUUUCCUGGAAAAUGUAACUUCUGGUUUCAGAGUCAUCAAAUCUUCCACAUACUUGUUGUUGCUGCUGCUUUCAUACAUCUACAUGGAAUUUGUCAAAUGGCUUAUUACAGAUUGAAGAUAGGAAGAGUCUGUCCCAAGUAAAGUGCAAUGUCACAGCCACAGUUCCUAACAUAAAUUUAUGUUGUAGUGUGUAUCGAUAUCAUGUAUGCAUGUACUGAUUUAUCACAUUUUUGAAAAAUCUCAAACAUUAAAUCACUAUUUGCGAGAUGAUUUUUAUGUUACAGACAUUGAGAAUAUG
Messenger RNA from Rhopilema esculentum, 1691 nucleotides. RefSeq names its product adiponectin receptor protein 1. Lineage: Eukaryota; Metazoa; Cnidaria; Scyphozoa; Rhizostomeae; Rhizostomatidae. The record is from RefSeq and is a predicted model, not a curated record. Gene Ontology annotation, molecular function: signaling receptor activity. Gene Ontology annotation, cellular component: plasma membrane. Gene Ontology annotation, biological process: adiponectin-activated signaling pathway.